AUGAGUAAUGUACCCAAUCAAAAUGGAUCAGGUCUAGAGCAGCAGUUUGCUGGUCUGGACUUGCAGGGCAACUCACAGCCCAGUUCGGCUCCAAGUAAGUACGUUCCACCUCAUCUGAGGAACAGACCGGAUAAUUCCGAAGCAGUAGAACCAGAAAGUGUUGAUACAGACAGAGAUUUUAACGCCCCUCGCCAACCAUCAGGAAACGAUCGCCGGGGUGGCCGAAGAGAUGAUUAUGAAGAUCGUUCCUACAAUGGAUCAUCGAGUUCCGGUUAUGGUAGCGGACGAGGCGGAGGUGGUUAUAGAGGCAAUUACCGCAAUGAUAGAGAUGGCGGCGAUUGGUCGCGUUUCAAUCAAGGAGGUAGUGGAGGAGGAGGAGGAGGAGGUGGCAGCAGGUGGCAAGAAGGAGGUGGUGGACGUGAUGGAAGAAGAGGUGGAGAAAAUCGUAGAGGUGGCCGUUGGGAUGAAUCUAGCGCUCCUAAUCAAGAUUGGACAAAACCACUCCCCCCUGAUGAACGUUUGGAGGAGGAACUUUUUGGAAAUAAUAGUACAGGCAUUAACUUCAAAAAUUAUGAAGAUAUUCCAGUUGAAGCAACUGGUGAAGAUAUACCCUCCCAUAUUAAUACAUUUGAUGACAUUAAGCUGACAGAUAUUAUACGCAUGAAUAUUGCAUUGACUCGUUAUGAUACUCCAACUCCAGUUCAAAAGUAUGCUAUACCGAUUAUUGUUGGCCGUCGUGAUGUUAUGGCCUGUGCCCAAACUGGAUCAGGCAAAACUGCUGCAUUCUUGGUUCCCAUACUCAAUCAGAUUUAUGAAAAAGGGCCAGCCGCAUAUAAUGUUGGGCCUAAGCUACAGUCAAGACGUAAAUAUCCUCUUGGUUUAAUAUUAGCUCCUACUCGUGAAUUAGCUACCCAAAUAUAUGAUGAAGCAAAGAAGUUUGCGUAUCGUUCUAGAGUGCGUCCGUGUGUUGUCUAUGGUGGUUCACAUGUUAUGGACCAAAUCCGUGAUCUAGAACAGGGGUGCCAUUUAUUAGUGGCUACUCCUGGCCGUUUAGUAGACAUGUUGGAGAGAGGUAAAAUUGGGUUAGAUUUUUGCCGAUACUUAGUUUUGGAUGAAGCUGAUCGAAUGUUAGAUAUGGGUUUUGAAACUCAAAUAAGACGUAUUGUAGAGAAGGAUUCUAUGCCUCCUCCAGGUGACAGACAAACUCUGAUGUUCUCUGCAACAUUCCCUAAAGAAAUUCAAAUGUUGGCUAGAGAUUUUCUUGACAACUAUAUUUUCUUAGCUAUUGGUCGAGUUGGAUCAACAUCUGAAAACAUAACACAAAAAAUUGUUUGGGUUGAAGACCGAAACAAAAGAUCCUAUUUAUUAGAUUUACUAAAUGCUACUCCAAUUAGAUCAAAACCUGCUGAGUCAUUGAUAUUGGUGUUUGUUGAAACUAAAAAAGGCGCCGAUUCUUUGGAAGAAUUUUUAUAUUCCAACGGUUAUCCAGUAACCUCUAUUCAUGGUGACCGAACACAGCGAGAACGUGAGGAUGCAUUAAAAAGUUUCCGAUCAGGGAACACACCGGUCUUAGUUGCUACAGCUGUUGCAGCUAGAGGCUUAGAUAUACCUCACGUAACACAUGUGAUUAAUUAUGACUUACCGUCAGAUGUCGAGGAGUAUGUGCAUCGUAUUGGACGUACUGGCCGUAUGGGAAACUUAGGUUUGGCCACUUCUUUUUUCAAUGACAAAAAUCGCAAUUUAACUAGAGACCUAAUGGAAUUGAUAACUGAAUCAAAACAGGAAUUACCUGGAUGGUUGGAAAGUAUGGCUGUAGACUUCAGAAUGAGCAGUGGAAGAAGAAGUAAUGGAGCAAAAGGAGGAAGUCGUUUUGGCGGUGCCGGAUUUGGUUCUCGAGAUUAUCGUACUACGAGCAGCAUGCCACCAAGGGGUGGUAGUUCAGGUCCACCUCGUAGGGACUAUGGAGGUGGCAGUAAUAAUGGAGGUGGAUUUUAUGGUGGUGGUAAUUAUGGAGGAUCAUACAAUAGUGGCGGUGCAGCUCCCAAUGGAAAUUCUUCAACUCAAGAUUGGUGGUCUCAGUCAUAA
Messenger RNA from Macrosiphum euphorbiae (potato aphid), 2085 nucleotides. Lineage: Eukaryota; Metazoa; Arthropoda; Insecta; Hemiptera; Aphididae. The record is from the annotation of a GenBank genome assembly.